Messenger RNA from Fomitiporia mediterranea MF3/22, 762 nucleotides. RefSeq lists its product as uncharacterized. The transcript is spliced from 3 exons. The record is from RefSeq and is a predicted model, not a curated record. Lineage: Eukaryota; Fungi; Basidiomycota; Agaricomycetes; Hymenochaetales; Hymenochaetaceae. Bases 97 to 558 code for a protein of 153 amino acids.
ACAUCUGCCUUCGUCAUUUUGAUCAAUCCUCUCAGUACGACUCCACUUCCUCGCGUUCAGCUUUUUUAUUAGACUCCUUUGCUCUUUGAACACGUCAUGUCUGCACAUGAAACUUACCCGGUGGACGAAGAGCCUCAGCCGCGCUCGUCAAUUGAGAGCAGGAGGUCGAGGAUGUCGAAGAUGACGAGCAAUAGCGUAGAGCCGAUGCCUCCUAUACCGUCUGCGCCGCCCUUGCUGCCUGAGACGAAGCUUGACGUUUCGUUGUCUUUCGAUUCGAUUAUCGGGGAUAUCAACUUUGAGGGUGCGGAUGUUGACCCAAAGAAGAAAGAGCUAAUGGAGAAACGACAGUCGAAUGUGCUGAAACUCGCUGAAGAGAACGAGAAGCUGAAUGCAGAGUUGAAGGCGAUGAGUGAACGACUGGCUGCUGCUGAGCGGCGGACACAGGCGAUACUUGCUGCUAGGGAACGGAAGGCGAAGCAGGGGUUGGAGAAUUCGGAGGGUGGACAACAACACCAGCAGCAUCAGCAUCAGCAGGGGACGUCUGCGGGCGCAUUCUGACGGUGACGAAAACACGGCAUAAUGACACUCAUUUUAUAUUCUUGGUGUUGUUCUGUUGUGGUGCUCUUUCUUCUUAUUUUCGACUUGAUUUCUCGUUCUUUCCCUUCAAAUUUCUUCUGUUUGUUCCCUUCAUCGUUGCUCUGCUCGACAAGACACAUGCAUGCAUUGUACCAGUUAAUAUACCCAGGGGUCCCUGGACUUCGC